This is a messenger RNA of Entrophospora sp. SA101, 1106 nucleotides long. The record is from the annotation of a GenBank genome assembly. Lineage: Eukaryota; Fungi; Glomeromycota; Glomeromycetes; Entrophosporales; Entrophosporaceae.
AAACAGAAUCAUUGCCAUUGAAAUCGCCAAAUCAAGAAGAUGAAAUUAAAUGCCCACAAUCCAUUCAGUCCACCAAAAAAUAUAAAGGAAAACCCAAACAAUUUUUAAUUAUACUUAAAUCUAACAAUGAUACUCCACUACAACGUCGUGGUAAUUCAGAUAAUGGAAAAAGUGUUUUAAAUAGACACUUAAAAUAUAUGAAAAAAUGUUGGGGAAAUGAUAUUCCAUCAUCAUUGCCAGAAGAUGUUGAUCAGAUUUCAACCAACAGCAAUGAUAAUAAAUUCACUUCAUUUUUAUCUGAACAACUUGUUGGAUACUCUGCACCAUAUGAUCCUGAAUUUGUUAAAGAUCAAUUAGUGAAAUCAUCAGAAAUUGAAAUAAUAGAACCAGUGUUACCAGUCAAAGCAUCACUUUUACCAAAUUUAUUGGUACAAAACAAUCCAAAUAUAAAUUUGGAUCGUAUAGAUCAACGAAAACUUCCAUUAGACAAAAAAUUCAGGUUUCCAGCCUCACAAGGUUCAGGUGUAAAUGUUUACAUAGUUGAUACUGGGAUAAAUGUUAAACAUCAAGAAAUUAUAGGACGAGCUCGACAUGGUGGCUCAUUUUGUCCAAAUUGUCCUGCUAUAGAUGACCAUGGACAUGGAACACAUGUAGCUGCCUUAGUUGGUGGAAAAACAUUUGGUGUAGCAAGAAAAAGUAACCUGAUAGCAGUCAAAGUGUUAAAUAGCUUGGGUAGUGGAACUACGGCAGGUGUUUUGAGUGGAUUAACAUUUGUAUUGAAUCAACACAAAUCCAGCUCUAAUAAGAAAACAGUGGUUAAUAUGUCACUUGGUGGACCACUGUCACAAGCACUAAAUGCUGCUGUAGAAGCUCUUACUAAGGCUGGUAUACAUGUGGUAGUAGCAGCUGGUAAUAGUAAUACAGAUGCAUGUUCAAAAUCACCAUCAUCUGUUCCAUCAGCAAUCACAGUUGGAGCAACUGAUCUUGUUAAAGUUCUUGGUGUCAUUACUCUUGAUAAAGUGGCCAGCUUUUCUAAUUUUGGCAAAUGUGUGGAUAUUUUUGCACCAGGAGAUAAUUGUCUUUAUGACAUAAAACCUUUCAAGUAA